Messenger RNA from Saprolegnia diclina VS20, 2364 nucleotides. RefSeq lists its product as hypothetical. The record is from RefSeq and is a predicted model, not a curated record. Gene Ontology annotation, cellular component: cytoplasm; nucleus. Gene Ontology annotation, biological process: siRNA processing. Lineage: Eukaryota; Oomycota; Saprolegniomycetes; Saprolegniales; Saprolegniaceae. The coding region runs from base 32 to 2338 and encodes 768 amino acids. The transcript has 13 exons. Gene Ontology annotation, molecular function: RNA binding; ribonuclease III activity.
CUUGACCCGUGAAAACCCCGCGAUCGCCAGCAUGACGGUUGGCGUGGUCAUGCAGUGGACGGCCGAAGUCUCUCUCGAGGACAUGGAGAAGACAAGCAUCGUGGUCGACGCCGACGAGUACAUCUUUGACGGCUUCUUCCUCCUCGGCGCCGACGCCAUGCCACCGAUCGAGUAUGUGCGCAGUGGCGUCACGUGCACGCUGGCGCUCGUGCCACAGGAGCUGCCACCGCACGUGGCCGACCUGCCGCAUAUCGAGCACGACGCGAUGCUUUCGUUUGAGCAGUUUGUGCUCUGGCAGCUGCUUCGCAUCCCCAUCUCGGAUCUUCCGGGAUUUCAAGGUGAAAAUGGCAUGCACCUCUACCCGCGCUUCGUCUCUCGGAAGGACCAGACGCCCGAGACCCUGCGUCACGUGACUGCGUCGCAUCGCCUCGGCUUUGGCAUCGGAGCCCUCUUGCCGCUCCCUGCGCUCUUGGACUACGUACAAGCGUCGUCGUCGAUGACGGCCCAUGCGUUCAUGGCCACGUACUCGGAGGCGCGGCUCAAGUACCACGUUGUGUCGACAAGCCCCAAACGAGGUUGCCAUCAUCUUCGGAACGGUGAUGUCUCACGGAGCACCGCAGACUACUUCCGCGUCGACCGCGCCAAUGCGUUUCUGGGCCGAGUCUACCACGAAGGACAGGGGGCACCCGCCCACGACGGCGUCGCCGAUUUGCGCCAGUUCAAUUUCCACCAGCGCUUGGGGGCCAUCCACUGCAAGGCCACGCCGGUGGAGAAAUGCAGCUUUGAUCAGCGCGCGUCCGAGUGCUUCCUCUCGGGUCUCAAGGCCGACGUCAUCGAAAUCGCUACGGCGCUGCCGCUUGUGACGAGAGCGUUGGCCCACGCCCGAAGACUGCGCCACUUGCAAGCGACGUGGGGUCUCUCCUUCCGGAACCCGGCGCUCUGCCAUGAAGCAUUCCUGCACAUCUCGUACGUCGAGUGCGGCAUCCAUUCGGCCAACUGCGCCCCCGCCAUCCACGCGCGCGUGCGACUGGGCAUGCCGCUCUCUCGCCCGUCGCUGCUAUCCACCAAGAAGCGAAAAGCGCCGAUGUCGGAGCUCGAGGCGAUUGUGGACGCCCACGACGACCGAGACUUCAAGCCAAUGGAUCUGUCGCCGUACCUGCGGUCGUAUGGCCGCCUCGAGUUUCUUGGCGAUGCGGCGCUGAGUCUCGUGGCGGCGGGCGCCACCUUUCUUCGGCUGCGUGCGGCCCCCGAGGGACAGCUCGCAACCAUGCGAGCCAGCAUCGUGAGCAACGAGACGAUCGGCGAAAUGGCCAUGAAAUUGGGUCUCCAGCAUCUCGUCCUCUGCGCCCAUGACGUGACGACCGCACCCGUAAAAGCGGUGCGAAAGAUGGCCGCCGACUGCUUGGAAGCUCUUCUUGGCGCGCUUCUCAUCGACCUCGGCCUCGACGACGGCAUGGCGGCCGUCCGCACCCUCGUUUCGGCCAUGGUCGCCGCGUACGACCCGGAGCUCCACGACCUUCUCUUCCUCUCGGAAGAUGCGCUGAUGGCAGCCGCGCAAAUCUACUUGGACGAAGACGCGGCGGCGUUUCAAGCGCACCCGCAAGCAGCGUUGCUUGUGGCGCAGAAGCAAACGUUUGAAGCUGCCCAUGCCAGCGUGCCACGUCUCUCGCGCACGCACGUGUGGGUCCGCGCGCUGACGCACAAGUCGUUUCGGAAUCCGAUCAUCGAUCAAGACGCGUACAUUCCCAGUGGUCCUGGCAACUACGAGCGGCUCGAGUUUCUCGGCGAUGCCGUGCUUGAAGUCGUCGUCUCGUACCAUCUCUAUAGCGCUUUUCCGCACCACCACGAAAACCUCUUGUCCAAACUCCGGUCGGCGCUCGUCAACAACGCUCGGCUCGGCAACGUCGGCGCGGCCCACGGCUUUGGCGAUGUCGUUCGCCUCGGCACCAACGUCGUCGCCAACGGCCUCCGCGUCCCCGCGGUCCUUGCGGAUGUGUUUGAAGCGCUCCUCGCCGCCUCAUUUCUCGAAAAUUGGUCCCUGAUGCCCGUCGAUGGCUUCUUGCAUGACGCGCUCUUUUCGCUCCUGCCCGAGGUCGUGCGGCAUCGCGAGUGGCUCUCGCCGCGCCAGCGGUUGCUCACGUACCUCCGCAAGGUGCAUCCGACCGCCGACGUGAUCUUCCAAGCCACGACGCCGAUGACGCGUACCGAUGCGACAACGCACCACGCUAUCGCACUUCUCAUCGACGGCUUCCUCGUGUGUCGGGCCAGCGCCACGACCAAGGACGUCGCGACCGAACGAGCCGCCACAAAGGCCAUGCAGCUCCUCGGCUUUCCCUAAUACCCCACGCCCUUUUCGUUUCAACA